AUGUCCGGUAUAAGGGAAGAAGCUAAUACUCAACCAUAUCUCGCCGUUGGUUUGCCGAUGACGAAUGAUAUUGUGGUUUCACCGGAGGGAAACUUUGUUGCUACAUCCCAUACUAACGGCCUGAUAAUAUGGAGUUUUUCCGAGAAGACACUGAAAAAGAAAAGAGAAACUGGUGUUAAUGUGUAUCAAGGACUUGCUGUUUCUGAUCAUGGAUAUAUGGCAGCCGGUCAUGUUGUAAUUUCUUACGGAGAAAAGAAAGACCCGUCACUCGAACCAGAACUGAAGAAUAGCAAUUGUGCGUUUCUUCGUUCUCGUGAAUUUGUUGUUGUGAACGAUGUCGGCGUUCAUCGAUAUGAUACUAGUGAAGACCGCUGGGAAGGAAAGACUACUGAAUUUGACUGGCCUUCCCCAACAGAGGAUGCUUUCAAUAGACGAACCACUCACGAGCCUGUUCGGUACUCUAUCACCAACGGGAAAUUAAUAUGCGUAUGUGGUAACUAUCUGGCACAGUGGGACCUCGCUAACGAAAAGAAGGAAAUGGAAUACUACAUUGGGAAUGAAACACUGGACUCUACGCGACAGAGAGAACAUGGUAAAGAAGAUUACGUUAUUGCAAUAGACUCUGAGAGUACUUUAUCUGCAUUCGUGACUAAGGAUGACGAUGCUCAGACAUUGACAGUGUACUGGAUACAAACAGGACUUGCGAUGUCGACGAUACGAGUAAAGAAUGAUACCGACGAUUUGAUCGUUGCUAUGGAGUUUAUAAAGACAUGGGAUUAUCUAUUGUUGCUAACAGUGACGAAAAGAGGAAAGGCUAUGUUAUGGUAUCCGCACAAUCUCUGCCAGAAACCUGCUAACGAAGGUUUUGGAACUCCACUAGAUACAAUUAAUCUUCAAGAGUAUGUUAGCCUGACUGAAUGGAGACCUAAGCGGACAUUUGCGAUCAGUGGAGCAAAGAUAAUAGUAAAAACGGAUGAUGUACCUAAAGUCAUAUGCGCAGUAGAAGACCACAUCAAAAACCUCAAUAAGAGUCUAUUCAAAUACCCGCUAGGCGCUACUCAUAUUCGGCACCUUUCAUUAAAAAAAGACCCUUCACGUUCAACCAUUUCGGUCAAUCGUCUAGAAACAACUGACCUGGAAACAACAGAUAUUUCCGGGGCAUCUCUCCGUUGGACUGUAGAUCCACAUUCUGGGCUUUGUGCUUAUAGAAAUUUAUCUCUCAUCACUUCCAUCAAUGCUCAAGAGUUUAAAUAUUUUGGAAAGAUGACACAUUCAAAAAUUUGGGAUAACGGUGAUCUGGUUAUAUUAACCGUUAGAUGUUUAUGCAUAUUUUAUCUCAGCGAUAACGAUACUAUCGAACUUGGUUAUUACUGGGAUAAUGGAAUGAGGCCUAGUAGCAUACUCACUUAUCUGUUUGAGCUGACAGACAUCUCUCUCGACGAACUAAUGGAUGAUAGCCGAUCAAACUUGUUUUAUACGGAGCUUAACGAUGAUGAUACACUCUUGCCACCACCUAGCUUCAAAAGUAUCUGGUGGCAUAAGCGAAAAGCAGAAGAAAGUAGUGAUCGGCCAAGAGCUAAAUUAUUUAAAAAUCUCAUUAAUUUAUUGAUAACUAGAGAUAAUCUAGCCAAGUAUGGAAAUAUAUUGCUCGCCGAAGCAAUUGAACAGAGAGACGAAGUUGCAGUCGAGUCUAUAAUAGAAACGUGUACUAAUCUCUUUUGCGAUAACUCGAUCGUGUAUAUUGGCUUCUUGCAAAUUGUAACUGACUCACUACCAGAAUUGUGUGUGCACUAUCCUGAUAAGGCCGCAAAAUAUUUUUCAAAUAUACGUUUGAUUUUGGCUCCACAAUGCCGCGCUGUACACAGUUUGAUGCUACCUUUCAAUCGUAUUUGUGCUUUUGCAUGUAGAACAGGAAAUCCGAGUGGGCUCACCAAGCGGAGCAAAUUCGCCAACACGUUGGACAUAAUGAACAUAUUUUUUGAACGAUAUUCAUUGAAGUUGGCAUGGCGGACUGCAUGGCAGGUGACUUUGCAACUGGCACGGAUUUUGCUGCGUUCCAAUACGUCACUAUCAAGGUUGUUAUUGAGAUCCUCGGCUCUGAGCGCAAGUAUCGGCAAAAUCGACCACAUGCUAGAAAGUUUCUGGUAUAGAACAAAACUUUGUAAAAGACGGUCUACAUUAACCCUCGUUGUUCGGCUACCGAACUUUUGUUCGUAUCCUCGGCAGUAUUCAGCUAUGAAAGACUUCUUUUUCCCAGCACCGAGUCCAUUUGUUAAAACUGUCAUUAGCAGAACACCAGAAUUGUUUAGAACUUGGGAUGGAGAAGCAUUGAUAAACUUCAAAUGGCGAACAUUUGGACGUUAUUAUUAUAUACUCGUUUGCAUAAAAUUUAUAGUAUUUGCUGUAUGCUUCAUAACUGCAAUAUCACUAACCGAGGAUGACUCAAAUAGUAGCACGAGACAAAAUCUCUUCUUAGCAGUUGUUGUAUUUGCUGGAUGGCAUCUUCAUCUUGAGGUUAGGCAAUUCAUAUGGAACCCAAUAUAUUAUGUCUUCUCACCAUGGAAUUGGUUCGAUUGUGGUGCAUUUAGUUUUCCUCUCGCUACUGCUGUAAAUUAUCUGCAGGAGAAUAACUCACCAAGAUGGAUGACAUCAGUAUCCAUUUUUCUUCUUUGGAUUAAGUUUCUGUUCCUUCUUCGACCGUUUGAGUAUUUUGGAAUUUAUAUGACAAUAAUAUUCGGCGUUAUAAAGCAAGUAUUCUCGUUUCUGGUGAUCCUUGGAAUUAUGGUCAUAGGAUUUGCACAUGCACUCUUUGUAUUGUUGAAACCAGAGUCUGGCACCUCAUGGGAAACGCCGUCAAGUCCAGAUAAUAGCGAUCCUAAUGAUCCAUGGAAACUGACAGAAUCACUUACCACAGUGCUAGACAAUGGAACGAUUGUAAAUGGCACAUCAUUAGUCGUGGAACCAGAUGAAAAUACAAACGUAUAUACGUGGUUCACUACUUCACUCUUGGGAGCAUACAAGUUUCUUGUUGGUGAUUGGUCUUCAGUUGCAAAUUGGGGCCCAAAUGAGAAUCCAUUAUUAGUCAUGAUGACAGUUCUAUUCUCUUUCUUUGUUGUGAUUUAUUUAAUGAAUCUCUUUAUUGGAUUGUUAAAUAAUGCAAUCAAUACAUAUCAUGAAUAUGUGUCAUAUUUAGCACAGAAAGCAGAGAUAUUGGCAGAGAUCGAGUUGUUUUAUCUUACUCCAAAUCAACGAAGAUCAGAAUGGUUUCCCAGUACCGUACAUUUUGAGGUUGAUACAAAGGAAUUACGGAAAGUUAUGACAGAGAAUAUUCAGGCCGAUCCUGAUUAUUCGUCUAAACUUUCAAAACAUAGCAAGAAAAUGUUGGACAUCCUGAAUAUCAAAUAA
This is a messenger RNA of Paraglomus brasilianum, 3405 nucleotides long. The record is from the annotation of a GenBank genome assembly. NCBI's taxonomy places the organism in Eukaryota, Fungi, Glomeromycota, Glomeromycetes, Paraglomerales, Paraglomeraceae.